Messenger RNA from Cladophialophora immunda, 2434 nucleotides. RefSeq lists its product as uncharacterized. Gene Ontology annotation, biological process: fatty acid metabolic process. The record is from RefSeq and is a predicted model, not a curated record. Gene Ontology annotation, molecular function: medium-chain fatty acid-CoA ligase activity. The transcript has 5 exons. Bases 581 to 2347 code for a protein of 588 amino acids. Lineage: Eukaryota; Fungi; Ascomycota; Eurotiomycetes; Chaetothyriales; Herpotrichiellaceae.
CGCACUGGAAGAGUAACAGGGAUUGCAAGGCCACAGACGCACCCAUGGAGACGCCAGCUGUGACUGGUGUGCACGACACAAACCCCCUUAUCAGUCUUGUCCAUCUUAUCAGAUCUAAUUGUUGAUUGAAAUCGUUGCAGUGGAUAACUUUGCCACCUUCGCAGAAGCUGCCCAGAGAGUGGUUUACUCGCUUCUAUCCACAUGUCUCGAAUGAGGUAAUUUGAUUGACCUACUCUCGCAUGGAAACAUGUGGAACCGAAAUCCUCUCUCGGUGGAAUCUGCUCUGCUUCUUCCAGGCUUUAUCCCGGCCACCCAGUUGAAAGGCUUAGCGUGAAAUACGCGUUGAAGCAAAUUCUUCAGCGCAGGUGCAUCUUUUCUUGUCCGGCGACGCGAACCGAGAUCGGAGAUCCCAUAGCACCAGUCCCCAGAAGCUGCAAAAAUGACAGCCUGAUAGACCACGUGAGUGGGGGAUGAUGCUCUACACAAUGUCAACAUAACAUUGACGGCUGAAGAUUGGGCUCUCGGGCAGGAGGAGGCUGAACAUUGGAACCACUGAGAAUUCAUUUAGCCUCCCAUCGAGAUGUCUCUAGACAGCAGCACUGAGACCACGUUGUUUCCACCCCCAUCAGUUCCGUCCAUUCUUCAUGGCGAUUCGGAAGUGCCGUUGUUAGACUUUACUCUCGGCGAGCUGCUAGAUUUUCAGUGCAAGAGGUAUGGGAGUCGAGAAUGUUUGGUGGUGCCGUGGACAGGCUCCAGAUGGACCUACGACCACCUCAGGGAGGAAAGCAUUCGACUCGCGAAAGCCCUUGUUGCCCGAGGGCUACGCCCAGGGGAUCGAAUCGGCAUCAUGGCUGGAAACUGCGAACAAUAUGUCUCGGUCUUCUUCGCCUGUAUGAGGCUGGGAUGUAUCCUGGUGAUUUUGAACAACACCUACACUGCAUCUGAAGCGCUGUAUGCUCUGAAAUUCACAGAAUGCAGAAUAUUGUUUGCAACUCCUCGGAUCGGCCAUCAUGACAAUGGGCAACUUCUCCGCCAGCUGAGAGAGAAGCCAGGCACGGUCGAGGAGAUUAUCAUUCUACGCGGCCCACCCGGUCACUUCACCCCCUAUACAACACUCCUAGAGACAGGAGCAAUCGAAUCCGACGAGAUUCUCGAGGCAGUCUCGAAGGCAUUCAGCUGCCAUGACGUUUGCAAUCUCCAGUUCACCAGUGGAACGACAGGAAACCCGAAAGCUGCAAUGCUGACACAUCACUCCUUGGUCAACAAUAGUCGCUUCAUUGGCGAUCGCAUGGCCUUGACGGAUCAAGACGUGCUGUGCUGUCCACCGCCACUCUUCCAUUGCUUUGGCCUUGUCCUCGGCCUGCUGGCCAUCAUAACCCAUGGCGGAAAAGUGGUCUAUCCCGCCGAGACCUUUGACGCCGGGGCGUGUCUGAGAGCCAUCUCCGAGGAACGAUGCACUGCCCUCCACGGCGUCCCAGCAAUGUUCGAUUCCAUCUUCAGCCUGCCCCGACCCGAUGACUUCGAUUGCUCGGCCUUGCGGACCGGCAUCAUAGCAGGGGCUCCCGUACCUCGCCACCUGAUGGAACUUAUGGUCAAUGAACUCGGGAUGACCGAGUUCACCAGCAGUUAUGGCUUGACAGAAGCGUCGCCAACUUGUUUCAACGCUUUCCACAGUGACCCUACAAGUCUAAAGCUCAGCACCGUGGGCCAAGUCAUGCCGCACGCCCAUGCAAAGAUCGUUGACCGACAGGGGAGAAUCGUGCCGGUCGGGCAGCGCGGAGAACUCUGCAUCGCCGGCUACCAACUCCAACGAGGCUACUGGCGAAACGUGGAGAAGACGAACGAGGUCAUGAUCCGGGACGCAGACGGCGUGCUGUGGCUGCAUACCGGCGACGAAGCUGUCUUUCACAGGGACAAGACGUGCACUAUUACGGGCCGGUUCAAGGACAUCAUCAUCAGGGGUGGAGAAAACAUCUAUCCUUUAGAGAUUGAAAGUCGUCUGGUCGAGCACGAGGCCAUUGACCGUGCCAUCGUCGUCGGCGUCAAGCACGCCAGGUACGGCGAAGUCGUGGCUGCGUUUCUCCAACGCAGCAGCAGCUCGACCCCUGCGACAACCCAACGAGGAGGCAGUUUCGGAGGAGGACAUACUGGUCGUCCGAGCGACGACAACAUCCGUGAAUGGGUGAGGCUGAAGCUCGGCCGACACAAGGCGCCGGCGCACAUUUUCUGGCUUGGGGAGGAUGGCAUUCCGGCCACGGUGCCGCUGACGGGGAGUGGGAAAGUGAGAAAGUUCGAGCUCGCUCAGCUGGCGGGACAGUUGGUCACUAAAGGGAGACCGAAGUUGUAGGAACCAGGCGUCGGCGGUGAGAAGGUUUCCCCAGAAUCACAAUGCAUACUCUAUGUACAGACUAAAAGAGUUAGCUUUUUUUUUUUC